AUGGCAGCGGGAGUAGCCGCCUGGCUCCCCUUUGCCCGGGCGGCCGCUAUCGGAUGGAUGCCGGUGGCCAGCCAGCCCAUGCCCGCCGCCCCCAGCGAGAGGAAGCGGCCCCAGGACGGGCUGGUCAUCCUGAAUGUGAGCGGCAGGCGCUUCCAGACGUGGAGGAGCACUUUGGAGAGGUACCCGGACACCCUGCUCGGCAGUUCGGAGAAAGACUUCUUCUACAACGAGGAGAUCCGCGAGUAUUUCUUCGACCGGGACCCUGACAUCUUCAGGAGCAUCCUGAAUUUUUACCGGACCGGCAAGCUGCACUACCCGAGGCACGAGUGCAUCUCGGCGUACGACGAGGAGCUCUCCUUCUUCGGCAUCAUCCCGGAGAUCAUCGGCGACUGCUGCUACGAGGAGUACAAGGACCGAAAGCGGGAAAACAUCGAACGGAUCAUGGACGACGCCGAGGAUGACAUAAGCAGCGAGAACCGGCUGCCGUCCAUGACCGCGCGCCAGAAGGUGUGGCGGGCUUUCGAGAACCCCCACACCAGCACCCUGGCGCUCGUCUUCUACUACGUGACGGGCUUCUUCAUCGCGGUGUCGGUGAUGGCCAACGUGGUGGAGACGGUGCCGUGUGGCUCGCUGCCGGGCAGUGUGAAGGAGUUGCCGUGCGGCGAGCGCUACGCCCUGGCCUUCUUCUGCCUGGAUACAGCGUGCGUCAUGAUCUUCACGGUCGAGUACCUGCUCCGCCUCGUGGCGGCCCCCAGCCGUUACCGCUUCGUGCGCAGCGUCAUGAGUAUCAUCGACGUGGUCGCCAUCAUGCCGUACUACAUCGGCCUGGUCAUGACCGACAACGAGGAUGUCAGCGGCGCCUUCGUCACCCUGCGCGUCUUCCGCGUCUUCAGGAUAUUCAAGUUCUCCCGCCACUCGCAGGGCCUGCGCAUCCUGGGCUACACCCUCAAGAGCUGCGCCUCGGAGCUCGGCUUCCUCCUCUUCUCCCUCACCAUGGCCAUCAUCAUCUUCGCCACCGUCAUGUUCUACGCCGAGAAGGGCUCCUCUGCCACCAAGUUCACCAGCAUCCCGGCAGCCUUCUGGUACACCAUCGUCACCAUGACCACCCUGGGGUAUGGUGACAUGGUACCAAAGACCAUUGCUGGGAAGAUUUUUGGUUCUAUCUGCUCUUUGAGUGGUGUGUUGGUUAUUGCCUUACCUGUCCCUGUGAUUGUCUCAAACUUCAGCCGUAUCUACCAUCAAAACCAACGGGCAGAUAAACGCAAGGCACAGAAGAAAGCCAGACUUGCAAGAAUCCGUGUGGCAAAGAGUGGGAGUGCAAGUGCUUAUAUGCAGAGCAAGCACAAUGGCUUACUAAGUGAUUCAUUGGAGCAGUUGUCUAAUGACGAAGAACAAGCCCUAGUUAGCAAGUCAGGGUCUUCAUUUCAGAGGCAACAUCACCAUCUGUUACACUGUUUGGAAAAAACUACGGGAUUGUCCUAUCUUGUGGAUGAUCCCCUCUUAUCAAUUCGGUCUUCAACGUCUAUUAAGAAUCAUGACUUUGUGGAUGAACAAACAUAUGAAGAGAAUUGUCUCGAGGGAUCUACAAGAAAUCGAUCAAAUUCGCACACCCCUUCUCUCUCAUCUCACCAUGGUUUAACAGGAACAUGUUGCUCAAGACGUAGCAAAAAGCCUUUCCGACUCCCAAAUUCCAAUAUUACUUGCAGUCGCCCUGGAAGUGUACAGGAGCUCAGUACCAUUCAGAUUCGAUGUGUACAGCAGAGUGCACUCUCCAAUAGCCGAUCCAGCUUGAAUGCAAACAUAGAAGAAAGUGUCAAACUAAAUUGUGAGAAAUCCUAUAUAACAACAGCAGUAAUAAGCAUGCCCAGUCCUCCUGCUACAACACCCGAAGGAGAUGACAGGUCUGACUCUCCAGAUCAAGCAGAAACCAACAUUGUAAAAGUGUCAGCACUGUAAAAAAUCCUAACAACUCAAAUGUGAGCCUGGAAAGUCAGAUGACCGAUCACCUGUGUUAUGUUCCUGCUAUUGAAGAAAUAGAAAAGAACAUCACAGACUGGAGAGCAAGAGGAGAACAUGAGUGUUUUCCCUGAUAGUUUUGCAUUGCGAAGUCCAUGGCAACAGUGAUCAUCACACUGAAGAUAUUUAUCAGUGAAGCUUGACAUCAAAAUUAUGUAACAUUGACAGUGAGAUGAGCAAAAAGAGGCAUCAUUAAGCUUGCAAAAGCUCUGCAAUGAUUACAUUGCAGUUGAGCACAAUGAGACAUUUCCACUUUUGCUACAUUUCCUGCCUGAAGGCUUGUUUUGUGAGAAAAGUACACAUGAACUGGAAAGUGUGCAUGAGGGAGAAAUAACAAAUGAAAUUUUCCUCUUUGCAGCAACAAUGAUUUCAGCAAAAAUAAAAUGAACUCAUUUAAGUUAUAAGUAACUGUAAAUAUUGGAUUGAAAACUAACAUAUUUUAAAUUAAACGAAUACCACAAAAUUGCAUGUUAAAUUUUCCUUGGGGCAAUCAAUACAUAACAUUCAUAUUUUUCAUGCAGUGAGCAUGUACAAUAUUUCACCAAAAUUGGGGCCUGUUUCUUAAGAGGAUGAUUAUAUGUGGAUGGUCACCAGUCACUAAAAGACUGUUUAGUUAAGAACAGAUGGAAAAACCAAUUGUUGUGAUGAGUUCUGGUUAUUAAUUUAUAUUAACCAUUUACAAUAAAGUAAAACCUUGAAAAUAAUAACCCUCAAAUUAAAAUUACUGAAUUGAGGCUUUCACAGCAAGACAAAGC
This is a messenger RNA of Chiloscyllium plagiosum (whitespotted bambooshark), 2771 nucleotides long. It is a transcript of the gene kcnd2, whose product is annotated as potassium voltage-gated channel, Shal-related subfamily, member 2. NCBI's taxonomy places the organism in Eukaryota, Metazoa, Chordata, Chondrichthyes, Orectolobiformes, Hemiscylliidae. The record is from RefSeq and is a predicted model, not a curated record. Gene Ontology annotation, cellular component: voltage-gated potassium channel complex; postsynaptic membrane; dendritic spine. Gene Ontology annotation, biological process: action potential; protein homooligomerization; potassium ion transmembrane transport. Gene Ontology annotation, molecular function: protein binding; A-type (transient outward) potassium channel activity.